AGCGGAAGUACAGCUUGUAUCCGUAUUUAAAGGCGCCAACAAAGACUAAUUCAGGAGCAGCUUCACAAACCUGCCAUCUUCACACAUACAUCAUCCAAUAGUACAUUACGGCUUAGUUUAUUUAACGCAUUAAAAUGCCCGAGGAAACAGCAGCUGCUUCAACUGCCGAAAGUAUGGAGGAGAAACCUUGCUCCUCGAGCGCUGCAGACAGCUCCGUCGAUGUUACUGAGGAAGCAAAGAAGCUGAUUGGCACAGGCAACCGGCACUUAGUGAUGGGUGAUGUUGUGUCUGCAGUCAGUGUGUUCCAGGAGGCUUGUGCCAUGCUAGCCGAGAAAUACGGAGACACUGCUGAUGAAUGUGGAGAAGCUUUUUUCUUGUGUGGGAAGGCCCUUCUGGAGCUUGCCAGGAUGGAGAAUACAGUGCUCGGUAAUGCUUUAGAGGGAGUCCCAGAAGAAUCCUCUGAAGAGGGCGAGAAACAAAAUGACUCUAAGAUUGAAAGCGCUGACAACUUAGAUGAGAAAACCAGAGAUGAGCUUCGAGCACAGGUUUAUGAUGCCAUGUCAGAAGACAACAAAACUCAGUCAGAGGUAGGAACGGAGGUGGGGGAAGGUGAGCAGAAGAACCAAAAGGACGAUAAGGAAAAUCAGAAGGAAGUUGAAGUGCCAAAGGAAGUGGUUGCAGCAUUUCCUAAAAUUGAGAAACCAGCUGAACACGAGGCAAAACCUGCUGAAAAUGAGGAGAAACUAGCUGAAAAUGAGGCAAAACCUGCUAAAGAGAAACUAGCUGAAAGUGAGGCAAAACCUGCUGAAAAUGAGGAGAAACUAGCUGAAAGCGAGGCAAAACCUGCUGAAAAUGAGAAACUAGCUGAAAGUGAGGCAAAACCUGCUGAAAAUGAGAAACUAGCUGAAAGUGAGGCAAAACCUGCUGAAAAUGAGGAGAAACUAGCUGAAAGCGAGGCAAAACCUGCUGAAAAUGAGAAACUAGCUGAAAGUGAGGCAAAACCUGCUAAAGAGAAACUAGCUGAAAGUGAGGCAAAACCUGCUGAAAAAGGUGAGAAGUCAAAUGGUGUGGAUGAAGGUGCAUCUAAAAAGGAGGAUAUCACGGUGUCUAAUGGAGUAACCCAAAAGGCUGAAGAUGAAGAGGAGAAAAAUGGAAAUGAAGAUACUGAAGAACCCAUGGAAGAGGAUGGUGGAGAUGACGAUGAUGAGGAUGAUGAAGAUGAGGAUGCCGAGGGUGAGACAAAGGAUAAGGAAAGUGAGGAGGAUGAAGUUGGAAACCUGCAGUUGGCCUGGGAGAUGCUUGAGGUCGCAAAGGUGAUUUAUAAAAGAAAAGACGGCAAAGAAGAUCAGCUAAUGGCAGCACAAAUUUACCUGAAACUUGGAGAAGUUGGAGCUGAAUCAGGUAACUACAGCCAGGCUCUGGAGGACUUCAAUGAGUGUUUAAACUUGCAGCUGAAACACCUUCCCUCUCAUAGUCGUCUUUUGGCUGAGACUCAUUACCAGUUGGGCACAACUUACAGCUACACAGCCCAGUACAGCCAAGCCAUUAAGCACUUCUCCAACUCUAUCAAAGUCAUCGAGAGCCGUCUUGCUAUGCUUCAGGAGAUGAUCGACAAAGCGGAAGGUGCAGAGGCAGCAAAGGAGGAAAAGAAUGAGCUUGAGGAGUUGAAACAGUUACUGCCAGAAAUUACUGAGAAGAUUGAAGAUGCCAAGGAGAGCCAGAGGACGGCUGCUGCAGCUUCUGAGGCCAUCCAUCAGACCCUUGCAGGAGCAUCCACUUCAUCUGCUUUUCCAGCUGAAAAUGGUGGCCCAUCUUCAUCUACUGCUAGUCAGAUUCCUGUGGGGCCUACUGAUGGUGCAUCUUCCUCAAAAUCUGCAUCUGAUAUUUCUCACCUUGUCCGCAAAAAGAGGAAACCAGACGAGGAGAGUCCAAAAAAGGACAGUGAUGCUAAAAAGACUAAACAGGAGACCUCAGUUAAUGGCAGCGAUGACUCCGCCCACAACGGCAAUGGAGUCCAGGAGAAAAUGGAGCAGGAGUCAGCCAAUUCUUCUGUGGAGACCUCUGCGUGAUGGACAUCCUCUGAUUGACCACUUACCUUCCAACCAGCAGAGCAUGUCUGCCUCAUACUGUCCAUGAACAACUUUUGUCUCUUUGUUCUGUAAAUAACCGGUUUUCUUUGUCCACCUUUUGUAUAAUUGUAGUAAACUUUCAAUAAAGGAUAUUUGCAUAUGUGAA
Messenger RNA from Ctenopharyngodon idella (grass carp), 2235 nucleotides. It is a transcript of the gene nasp, whose product is annotated as nuclear autoantigenic sperm protein (histone-binding). Gene Ontology annotation, molecular function: histone binding. Gene Ontology annotation, biological process: DNA replication-dependent chromatin assembly; CENP-A containing chromatin assembly. Bases 135 to 2069 code for a protein of 644 amino acids. The transcript is spliced from 15 exons. The record is from RefSeq and is a predicted model, not a curated record. Gene Ontology annotation, cellular component: nucleoplasm. NCBI's taxonomy places the organism in Eukaryota, Metazoa, Chordata, Actinopteri, Cypriniformes, Xenocyprididae.